CCAUAUCAGAUCCCUUUUAUUCUUGGAACCGGGUUACGUGGACCGGGUUAUUGUCUCCCCCAAAUUCUGUCUCAUUUUCUUCUCCCCUUUCUUCUUUGAAAUUACGCGCCGGUUUUUUUUCCUUCACUUUCUCAACUUCAUACAAAAACUGGAAAAUUUUUACACUUCAUAUCACUUAUUUUGGCAGCUAAUCUCGUUUUGAAUUUUAGAGCUUAAUCUAUUACUAUGGCCGACUCAAGAAGUGAGGAUAGUAGCAACACACUUCGAAUACUAGUAGCGACGGAUUGUCAUUUAGGUUAUAUGGAGAAAGAUGAAAUACGACGACAUGAUUCAUUUCAAUCAUUUGAUGAAAUAUGUUCAAUUGCAGAGGAUAGACAGGUGGACUUUUUACUUCUUGGAGGAGAUCUUUUCCAUGAAAAUAAGCCUUCGAGGUCAACUUUGGUUAAGGCCAUUGAGAUUCUUCGUCGGCAUUGCCUUAAUGAUCAACCUGUGCAGUUUCAAGUUGUUAGUGAUCAGACUGUGAAUUUUCAGAAUGCAUUUGGGCAUGUGAAUUAUGAAGAUCCUCACUUCAAUGUUGGCUUGCCCGUGUUUAGCAUUCAUGGAAACCAUGAUGACCCUGCUGGAGUGGACAACCUUUCUGCAGUUGAUAUUCUUUCUGCAUGUAACCUUGUCAACUACUUCGGGAAAAUGGUUCUUGGUGGUUCAGGCGUUGGUCAGAUUACACUCUACCCUAUUCUUAUCAGGAAGGGCUCAACUGCUGUAGCUCUUUAUGGUCUUGGGAAUAUUAGAGAUGAGCGGCUCAACAGAAUGUUUCAGACCCCACAUGCCGUGCAAUGGAUGCGACCUGAACCUCAAGAAGGAUGUGAAGUGUCUGAUUGGUUCAACAUUCUGGUGCUUCAUCAGAACAGAGUGAAGAUGAAUGCUAAAAAUGCGAUAAAUGAGCGCUUCUUACCACGCUUCCUUGAUUUCAUAGUGUGGGGACAUGAACAUGAAUGUCUUAUUGACCCUCAGGAAGUACCAGGGAUGGGAUUUCACAUUACUCAACCAGGUUCCUCCGUUGCAACGUCACUGAUUGAUGGAGAAUCAAAGCCAAAACAUGUGCUCCUUUUAGAAAUUAAGGGAAAUCAAUAUCGUCCAAACAAAAUACCUUUGACAUCAGUGAGGCCCUUUGAAUAUACCGAGGUUGUGCUGAAGGACGAACCUGACAUUGAUCCCAAUGAUCAAAACUCAAUUCUUGAACAUUUGGACAAAGUGGUGAGCGGUCUGAUUGAGAAAUCUAAUAGGAAAGCUGUCAAUGGAUCAGAGCAGAAGCUCCCAUUAGUCCGAGUUAAGGUGGAUUACUCUGGAUUCAUGACAAUAAAUCCUCAAAGAUUCGGGCAGAAGUAUGUUGGGAAGGUUGCAAAUCCUCAAGAUAUUCUUAUAUUCUCCAAGUCUUCUAAAAGGAGUCAGAAAGAAGCCAAAAUUGAUGAUUCUGAAAGGCUUCGUCCAGAAGAACUAAAUCAACAGAAUAUAGAAGCAUUAGUUGCUGAAAACAAUCUGAAAAUGGAGAUUCUUCCAGUCAAUGACUUGGAUGUUGCGCUGCACAAUUUUGUUAAUAAGGAUGACAAAAUGGCUUUCUAUAACUGUCUGCAUUAUAAUCUUGAAGAAACUCGUAAAAAAAUUGGAAAGGAUUCAGAUGUUUCAAAGUUUGAAGAGGAAGACUUAAUUCUUAAAGUUGGAGAGUGCUUGGAGGAACGUGUCAAGGAAAGGUCUUCGCACCCUACAGAUACCUCUCAGUUCACAUCCAGUAUGCAGUCGUUUGAGAACAUCCGGAGCAAAAAUGUUACAGGAAUAGGAAGUGCAGCCUCCUUUAGUGAUGAUGAAGACACAGCGCAAAUAUUAAGCUCCGCAAAUAGAGGCCGGAAAGGGUCUUCGUCAGCUUCUCGAUCAUCACGUGAUGCUUCUGAACUUGGUAAAAGUUCCACUAGAGGAAGGGGUAGAGGUAGGGGCAGAGGCUCUAGUGGCUUAAAGCAGACAACUCUUGAUGCUACUUUGGGGUUUCGCCGUUCUCAAAGAUCUACCUCGGUUAAGGUUCAAAGUAUUGCUGAUGAUGAGGAGAACGUUGACUCUGCUUCAAGUGAAGAACAUGAAAUUAAUGAGGUUGAAAGCAAUUCGGAAAACGAAAAUGAUGAAAUUACUAAAGGUAGAGGACGCAAAAGAGCUGCACCAAGGGGAAGAGGUAGAGGCACUACAUCUAAGCGGGGAAAGAAAUCUGAUAACUCUUCAGUUCAUAGUGGGUUCAUGAACAAGCUUGACGAUGAUGACGACGAUGAUGCUGAAGAGAUUGCUCGGAGAUUUAAUAAACCUCAACCUCGGGUAACAAAAAGUUAUGGUGCUUUGAGAAGGUAAGAGUUGUCACGAUUUACUGUCCCCCAUCAGCAUCUUAGCAUCAACCUAUAUAUGAUUGUGAGGAAGAGCAACUCCAUGCAGCAGCAGACCUUGGUCGAGAAUGUACUGAUCUGAUUUGUACAUUGCGUUUCCGAUGCAAGAAAUUUACUGUCAACUUAGUAAGAGUUGUGUACUGUUUUGCAUAUAACCAAAGCUGGUAAAGACGUUUCUAGUUCCGAUUUGUUAAAUUUUACUGUGAUUCUCGAGAAAUGUAUGAUUUUGUUAGAAUAGCGGGUCCACUUGUAAUUUAUUAAUUACAUUUUAUGAAUGUCAACCACGUUAAUUGGUA
Molecule: messenger RNA, 2716 nt
Organism: Gossypium raimondii (Peruvian cotton)
Lineage: Eukaryota; Viridiplantae; Streptophyta; Magnoliopsida; Malvales; Malvaceae
Product: double-strand break repair protein MRE11
Exons: 23
Coding region: 226-2388 (720 amino acids)
Biological process (GO): double-strand break repair via homologous recombination; mitochondrial double-strand break repair via homologous recombination; mitotic G2 DNA damage checkpoint signaling
Cellular component (GO): nucleus; Mre11 complex
Molecular function (GO): manganese ion binding; 3'-5'-DNA exonuclease activity; DNA endonuclease activity
Source: RefSeq, a predicted model, not a curated record